This is a messenger RNA of Trichobilharzia szidati, 210 nucleotides long. Lineage: Eukaryota; Metazoa; Platyhelminthes; Trematoda; Strigeidida; Schistosomatidae. The record is from the annotation of a GenBank genome assembly.
AUGGACAAGGAGAAGAGCGAAAUGAACGCGGACUUGAAAUAUUUGACUGGAUCAGUUGUGGAAGGCAGUGUUUUGCAGGGUGAUGAAGCUUUUAGCAAUGUACAAGGGGAGCUGAAUUCGGAUGAAUCCAGUGAUGUGGAGGAGCCAGAGGAUGAAACAAACACUGCCUAUCUGCCUACAAGUGGACAAUCCAGUAAGUCUUCACGUUGA